This is a messenger RNA of Symbiodinium sp. CCMP2456, 1348 nucleotides long. NCBI's taxonomy places the organism in Eukaryota, Dinophyceae, Suessiales, Symbiodiniaceae. The record is from the annotation of a GenBank genome assembly.
AUGAUCCUGUGCAGGAAGCAUCUCCAUCACUUCCCCUCCGGCUGGAGCUGGGAGAAGCUCCGGGUGGUGGAUGCCGGCUAUGGCCAAGUCGCACUGCACCAGGCGGCAAGCAACCGCUUCGUCAAGAUGAGCCAUCAUGACAUGAUUCGCUCGCCACAUCGCAACUGGAAUCAGCUGCCUGGGGGCUGGGAUUCCGAACGCUUCACGGUCGUCGAUGCGCACGGCCACGGCCGCGUCGCUUUGCACAACCCUUGGAAGAACCGCUUCAUCAAGAUGUGCCACAACGGCGAUGGUUGCCUCAGCCCUCACCGGGACCCGCACUCGCUGCCCCACAAUUGGGGAUCGGAGUUCUUCCACGUGCUCGAGAUCAAGCCUUGCCACACCGGCGGUGGCAGCCACUGCAAAACCUGCCAAAGCCCAUGGCACCGACACGUCGACAACCACUGCGCCACGUGCAAUCCCGGCUACUACAGGCAUGGCCAUGGCUGCAAGGCCUACAGCUGCACGGGCGGAGUUCAUCGCAUCUGCCACGCCUGCGUCGCGCAGCAUCAGCGCAGGCAAAAUGACCACUGCGGAGUCUGUGACGGCGGCCACGUCCUUCGCGGCACACGCUGCCAGUCCUUGAUGCUGGGUGCCACGGUGGCUUUCCACAAUCGCCAUCACCACGGUCGCUUCGUGGCUAUGUGGGCACACGACAUGGUGUGGACAGGCGUCAGGAGCUAUGACAGCCUGCCCAAGGAUUGGACCUACAGCUUCUUCCGGGUCCACUUCGCAGGUGACGCGAAGAUUGGCUUACACAACCCGCGAGAAAACCGGUGGAUCCGGUUGAGGAACAACCACGACAUGGACGGCGCACCCCACAGGGGAAGCUGGGAGACCUUCACGGCCGUGGACGCCGGAGGGUGGGAGGUGGCCCUGCACUGCGCUGCCCACAACAAGUACAUGCGGAUGCCGAACAAGCGCGAGAUGGAUACCAGCUCUCAUCGCAACGCCUGGGACCUGCCGGGUGGCUGGGGCUGGGAGCGCUUCCGGCCAGUCUCGGCUCUUCUCCGGCACGGCACCAUUGUGGCGCUGUGGAACGAAGUCCACCACCGCUUCAUGCGCAUGAAUGCCCACAACGGCCACAUGGACGGCUCCCCGUCGAAGCACUUGCACCACUAUCCCGCCCAUGGGUGGGCGUGGGAGCCCUUCCGGGUGGUGGACGCUGGUUUCGGACAAGUCGCCCUUCACAACGCGGGAAGCAACCGUUUCAUCAAAAUGGCUCACGACAUGAUUCGUUCACCGACUCGCAACUGGAACGAGCUGCCUGGCGGCUGGGGCUCCGAGCGCUUUACCGUCGUCGAUGCAG